Aspergillus eucalypticola CBS 122712 is the source of this 1715-nucleotide messenger RNA. RefSeq names its product Atg14 domain-containing protein. Gene Ontology annotation, cellular component: endosome; lytic vacuole. The transcript has 3 exons. Gene Ontology annotation, molecular function: SNARE binding. Gene Ontology annotation, biological process: SNARE complex assembly. The record is from RefSeq and is a predicted model, not a curated record. Bases 1 to 1653 code for a protein of 550 amino acids. NCBI's taxonomy places the organism in Eukaryota, Fungi, Ascomycota, Eurotiomycetes, Eurotiales, Aspergillaceae.
AUGAGUGCCCCCCUUUUUCAUGAUUUGUUCAUGCAACCUACGUGCUCGAAGCCAGACAGUCGACUACGGCGGUAUCGAUCAACCGAAAGUGAGACAAAACUUUUUGAGAUGAGCUGUAAUACAUGUUUCCGCGCUCCAGCUUCGCGAACCCGGUUUUUCUGCCCUACCUGUGCCCGUAGUCAGCUGUAUCAGCUCCGGGUUGAGAACGCGAGGGUCCUGCUUGAGAAACAGUCUAUUGCGGAACAUAUCCAAGCUAGAGUGACCCCUGAGACAACCCAAGCGGAAUGGUCAGGUGAAAUCAAAGAAACCGCCAUUGCUUACCAAAAUGGGCUCUCUGCCAAGCGAAGCUUACAGAUGAUCGCCAAGGGAGAAGCUGAGUCGUGUGAAAGGUUGAGGCUACUCGGUGAUCAACUCGAAAACCUGACUGCUGAGAUCAAGGACAAAAGACUUGAAAUUUCCCAACGCAAACUCGCACUAGCACGACGGCACUCGGACUCUGAAUCUGCACAGUAUCAGCUCGGCGAGCGGGAAGCUGCAAUUCUGGCCAACAUCCAGAAUAAUACUAAAAGGACGGAUCAUCUCUGGCAUUCGCUCCAUAGCAAAACUGCAGAGGCCCGAAUAUUCCUCUGCCGAGAAGCUGCCAAUCUUUAUGGGCUACAGCGGAAGACAAGGAGUAAGGAAGGAUUGUCCCAAGAGGUCUACACGAUGGGUGGUGUCACGCCAGCUUAUAUAUCCACCUCCCUCUUCAAUGUUGCUCACCUUCUCGUCCUUGUUUCGCAUUAUCUGUCUCUCAGACUCCCAGCGGAAAUCACUUUACCUCAUAAAGACCAGCCUAUACCCACUAUAUGCGCACCUUCUGCGUCCUAUCUUUCACGAGACCCAAACUCCGUAACAUAUUCGCUACGUCGUCCACCAUCUGUACCGCCUGGAACUAGAACCACUUCGCCUCGCCCUUCCAGACCUCGGCCCCUCUCCAUCGAUAGAGCACUUCCGAAACUGGCUAGGGAAGAUCCUGGAACAUAUGCACUAUUUCUUGAAGGGGUAACAUUGCUGGCAUGGAAUGUGUCGUGGCUAUCUCGAACUCAAGGUAUAAACAUAACAUCAGAGUCCUGGGAAGAAGUUUGUAACGUUGGGAAGAAUUUGUGGCAACUCCUUGUGGCACCACCUGCGCAGCCAUCGACACUAUCAAGAGCCUUUGCUGGACGCGACAUACAGGCGAAGAUGAGGGUAUCAAAGGACUCACCCAGAACUACCAUUCAGCGCACAAUGUCAUUCCCUAUGCUAGGGCAUUACUCGCAUGGGACUGCACAUUCCUUUCUGGGUGCUGUCGAGGGGGCUGAAUUCAUGCGCACAUGGAGACUUCCAACUCCAACAAAGAUCGUGGAUAAGCUGAAAUCAGCUCUGUUGGGUGAAAUGGCCAGUGCAGAAUGGGAGCUGCUGGAAGGCGAUUGGGACGACGCAAGUCAGGAACCGAGGGAAUCAAUGCUUAUUCAACAUCCAUCCACCGAUUCUACCUCACCGGAGCGACAGGGUAAUACUAAUAGCGGGAUUAGCGUAAAUGAUACAGUUGCCGGCGCGAGCAACCUCAGUGGACCUCGUGGACCCACUCGUAUGAAGGGUACCAGUGGCUGGACCAAGCUGAGAAACAGGUAGUAUUGAAUUGAAGAAAUUCUACGAAAUAGACAGAUCCAUUUCCAUUAGCCAACAGCGCCUGC